This is a messenger RNA of Macadamia integrifolia, 2213 nucleotides long. RefSeq names its product calcium-dependent protein kinase 8-like. The transcript is spliced from 8 exons. Gene Ontology annotation, biological process: peptidyl-serine phosphorylation; protein autophosphorylation; intracellular signal transduction. Gene Ontology annotation, cellular component: nucleus; cytoplasm. The record is from RefSeq and is a predicted model, not a curated record. NCBI's taxonomy places the organism in Eukaryota, Viridiplantae, Streptophyta, Magnoliopsida, Proteales, Proteaceae. Gene Ontology annotation, molecular function: calmodulin binding; calcium/calmodulin-dependent protein kinase activity; calcium ion binding. Bases 553 to 2145 code for a protein of 530 amino acids.
AGAGAGAGAAAGAGAGAGAGAAAGAGAGAGAGAUCUCCUCUGUUGUUUCUCUCUCUAAAAAUUUGGUUCAGGACAGAAGAUAUAGACGGACUCGGGAAAGAAGGGAUACACAACCUAAAGAGAGAGGUUUUUCUGCCUAAGAGCUUUGACCCUCUCUCCUUCGUGACGUGUUUCACAUCUUAAAUUUCUAUUUACAACCUCAUCUUCUCAUACACUUCCUUUUGUUCCAUUAAAUCACCUGCGGAUCUUCAACCCAUCUGGGUUUUCCUCAGAUUGCUCUUCCUAUGUGAGAGAAUCUGAAAAUCUUGUGGGUUUUCGAUCUGUGAAUAAAUCUAUCGUAUUCUGCUGCUUCGUUGCUUCCAGGGUUUUGAAUAUUUUUAGGAGACAAAGCUUGUUCUGUUCGUUUCUCCAGCGUUUUCUGCUUCCAGAGCCUCGAAAGUUCUUAGACGACAUUGGAUUCUUCCUUAAUAUUGGGUUUGAUCUCCCGUUCAAAUCUUGCAAUUUGAUUUGUUUGGAGAUCGAAAAAAAUUGGGUAAAUAUAAGCUCUGAAAUAUGGGGAAUUGCUGUGUGACACCGGUGAUUUCGACGGGGAAGAAAAAGGGGAAAAAGAAGGGCAACCCUUUUGCUAUUGAUUAUGUUGGGAAACAUGGAAACGGAGUUGGUAAUAAGCUUGUCUUGAAAGAUCCAACGGGUAAUGACCUUGGGGUCAGAUACGAACUGGGUCGUGAGCUAGGUAGAGGUGAAUUUGGGAUUACGUUUCUCUGCACUGAUAAAACGACAGGGGAGGCAUUUGCCUGCAAAUCAAUCUCCAAGAAGAAGCUGAGAACUGCAGUGGAUAUUGAGGAUGUGAGAAGAGAGGUGGAGAUCAUGAAGCAUUUGCCCCCACACCCAAACAUUGUGAGCUUGAAGGAUACUUAUGAGGAUGAUAAAGCCGUCCAUCUUGUCAUGGAGUUAUGUGAAGGUGGUGAAUUGUUUGAUCGAAUCGUUGCCAGGGGACAUUAUACCGAACGGGCUGCCGCCAUUGUUACUCGCACCAUCGUUGAAGUUGUUCAGAUGUGUCACAAACACGGGGUGAUGCAUCGGGACCUCAAACCUGAGAACUUUUUGUUUGCAAAUAAGAAGGAAACAGCUCCCUUGAAGGCAAUUGACUUUGGGUUAUCAGUUUUCUUUAAACCAGGUGAAGAGUUUACAGAGAUAGUUGGAAGUCCUUACUAUAUGGCUCCAGAGGUUCUGAAGCGAAAGUAUGGCCCAGAGAUUGACGUAUGGAGUGCUGGAGUGAUCCUUUACAUUUUAUUAUGUGGUGUUCCACCUUUCUGGGCAGAAACUGAGCAAGGAGUUGCACAGGCUAUUAUUCGCUCGGUUGUAGAUUUUAGGAGAGACCCUUGGCCUAAAGUCUCUGAUCAUGCAAAAGACCUUGUCAAGAGGAUGCUUGAUCCAGACCCAAAGGGGCGGUUGACUGCUCAGCAAGUGCUUGAUCAUCAUUGGUUGCAAAAUGCUAAGAAGGCUCCAAAUGUAAACCUGGGUGAGAAUGUCAGAGCAAGACUCCGACAAUUCUCCGUAAUGAACAAGCUCAAGAAAAGAGCCCUAAGGGUGAUUGCGGAACAUUUGUCAGUGGAGGAAGUGGCUGGGAUAAAGGAUACAUUUGACAUGUUUGACACUGAAAAAACUGGAAAGAUCAAACUUGAGCAGCUAAAAGCUGGAAUUCGAAUGGUCGGACAGCCAUUCUCUGAUGCAGAGAUCGAGUUUCUAAUGCAGGCUGGUGACGUAGAUGGUGAUGGGGCUCUCGAUUAUGGAGAGUUUGUUGCAGUUGCAGUACACAUGAAAAAGGUCGGGAAUGAUGAUCAUCUUCGUAAAGCCUUUGCAUUCUUUGAUAAAAAUCAGAGUAGUUACAUAGAAAUUGAAGAACUACGGGAAGCUUUAGCCGAUGAAUUGGGUUCUGAUGGUGAGGAAGUCAUCAAUGCCAUUAUUCACGACGUGGACACAGACAAGGAUGGACGAAUUAGUUAUGAAGAAUUCGCCACCAUGAUGAAGGCAGGCACAGACUGGAGGAAAGCAUCGAGGCAGUAUUCUCGAGAACGGUUCAAUAGUCUCAGUAUGAAAUUGAUGAAAGAUGGACCAUUGCAGUUACCAAAUGAGGGUAGAUGAAACAUUUUAAUGAAAAAAGAAGUAAAAAGUGUGAAAAAUGAAGAGUAAAGAAAGAAAUUCUUUUUGCC